AUGAGAAAGGAAAAGAGACAUCUUCUGAUUCAAGAGGAGGAUGCAGAGGAGGUGGAAGAUAUGGGGCAGGCAAAGGCAUUUUCACGGGAAGAUGCUUCAAUUGAAGAAGAAAAGAAACAAGAAAAUGAAUCAUUGAAAGCAAGUCCAGUGCUGGAAGGAGAAUCCCUCAUGCUUAACAAAGGCAAGUUGCAGCAGCAAGAAGAGCAUAAGUCUGCAAUUAAGCCUCUUGCAUCUACAUCAAAUGGAAAGGUUGAAGUGAAAGAUAACAAGAUUCCUCCAAAAGGUAACCGCAUGGCUACAAAAAUGAAUGAAAUGGAAGAUAAGACUAAAAGAGAGAUGAGGAGGUUGAAGGAGAUACAAGAUAUUUUGGUAGCAAGGCUUGAGGCUUUUGAAACCAGUCAAAGGAGAGGCAUGGUCAUGGAUGAUGAGAUUUAUCACAAAGAGGAAGGGGAAAGGGAGAAUCCCCAAGAAGAAGAAGAAGAAGAAGAAGAAGAGGAGUGGGAGGAAUUGGAUACUGAAAAGUAG
Molecule: messenger RNA, 525 nt
Organism: Cryptomeria japonica (Japanese cedar)
Lineage: Eukaryota; Viridiplantae; Streptophyta; Pinopsida; Cupressales; Cupressaceae
Exons: 3
Coding region: 1-525 (174 amino acids)
Source: RefSeq, a predicted model, not a curated record